GCAUCUUCGUUUUCUCUGUAGUACUAUUAUUAUUAUUAUUAUUCUCUGUUUCGGUGUUCAGUCGCACCUCCUUCUCUGUAUCUCUGCGAGUGUAGCUACGUGAUUAGGCGUAUCAACAUAAUCCUCGCCGUCCCACCGCCCUCGCGUCCCUCCUUCCCCCCCCCCCCCACCACACACACACGCACACCUAUUGCCAAGUAUUUAUUCUGCCCUCUUGUGGGUUCAUCACAUCCAAUAAAAAACCCGAAGUACUUUCAAUCAUGUCGGAUCCGGUAGACAUUAAGCUAGACCUGGAGAAGGAGUGCCUGGCAAAUGAUUGUGCGAAGAAGGUCGCGGCGUACAACGCCUGCCUGGAGCGCAUCAAGUCCGUGGACCCCGAGAAGGAGCCGCACUGCUACAACCAGUACUUCGACAUCGUGCACUGCGUCGACGUGUGCGUCAACCCGAAGCUGUGGCCCACGCUCAAAUAAUCACGAUAACAAGGAAGGAUCACAAAGGGGCGUCAUCCGUUGUGGUAUCUGUUGCCUUUGCCGUUGUGUGCACAGUAUGGUGUUGACGUUAGUUAGGUGUACUGUACUGAGGUGCAAUGAAGAAAAGGAGAAAGGAGAAAGGAUCAAGCGCAGUGCGGUCUGCGCUGCAUCGCUAGACUCAUUCGCGGUCGUGCGGUUUUCUUCGCGACAGAGAGGCGUACAUCAGGGCUGUGGUGAGCAGUGUAUGGCGUAA
Messenger RNA from Leptomonas pyrrhocoris, 723 nucleotides. RefSeq lists its product as hypothetical. NCBI's taxonomy places the organism in Eukaryota, Euglenozoa, Kinetoplastea, Trypanosomatida, Trypanosomatidae. The coding region runs from base 313 to 723 and encodes 136 amino acids. The record is from RefSeq and is a predicted model, not a curated record. The transcript has a single exon.